Messenger RNA from Caenorhabditis sp. 36 PRJEB53466, 1851 nucleotides. Lineage: Eukaryota; Metazoa; Nematoda; Chromadorea; Rhabditida; Rhabditidae. The record is from the annotation of a GenBank genome assembly.
AUGAAAACGCUGAUCUGCGUGGCUCUGCUGCUCACAUUUUCAUUGUUCAAACCCAAUAUUGCAAGGAAAGCUAAACCGAAAUCAUGGUAACCUUCACAUGCCCUCCGUCGCAAUGCCCUUGUUCGAUUUCAGCAAGAGAACGGCGUUCAGUCGUCACACAACCAACUACCAGGCAUGGCGGGAACAGAUGACAGUCUGCGACCUCCUUCAGGACUACGAUGCGGCUGUGAGACCGUCCGGAAGGACCCCGUACAACGACACGCGCGGCGCCGUCCUCGUCACCACUAGCCUCAAUAUCCGAUCUAUUUCAGCUGUCUCUGAGAAGAAUAUGGUAGGUAGUGGAACGUUUGUCUCCUAGAGAUUCAUCGAAAUUUCCAGGAAUUCGUUGCUCAAUUUCGUUUCCGUCAAGAAUGGUACGAUGAUCGUCUCCGGUUUAUCGAACAUCAAGGUCUUCUCUCUUCGGACUACCGCAACUUUGAAUUCAUCCACGUGGCAAGAGAUCAGUCCCUCUGGAUUCCCGACACGUUCUUCCAAAACGAAAAGAACGGAUGGUAUCACAUGUUGAAUCAGGAGAAUCGGUUUCUGAAGAUACGAUCCGAUGGAAAGCUCAUUUAUGAUCGAAGGCUCACCCUCCAUCUCGCUUGCUCGAUGCACCUCUCCCGGUAUCCAAUGGACCAUCAGAACUGUGAAAUCGCAUUCGCUUCUUGUGAGUAUUCCAGAGUUAUAACUAAAACGUCCAUUCUCUCUUUUCAGACGCUUACACAACAGCUGAUAUCGAGUAUAUCUGGGAUGUUCCUGCCAUUCAAAUCCACGAAGGCGCCAACGGAGCACUUCCGAACUUUGAGAUUGCGUCCUUCAAGAAUGCCUCGUGCACCUCAACCACCAACACGGGCACCUAUUCCUGUCUGAAAGUGGAGAUCCGUCUGAACCGCGUCUUCUCGUUCUUCCUCCUCCAGCUCUACAUCCCUUCCUCGAUGCUCGUCGGAGUCGCCUGGGUCUCCUACUGGAUCGACUGGAAGUCCACCGCCGCUCGUGUCCCUCUCGCCAUCGUCACGCUUCUCACAAUGAUUACCACUUCACAUGCCAUCAAUUCUAACCUUCCUCCAGUUAGUUAUGCAAAGUCAAUCGACAUUUGGGUCGGCGCGUGUGUCGGUGAGUUAUUCUCUCUGGAGUUGGUCUGGUCAGACAUGCCCUUUCAGUGUUCAUCUUCUUCUCCCUCAUCGAGUAUGCAGUCGUCAACUACAUGGGAAUUCUGGAUGAGCACAGGUGAGAAAGACUUGCACGUCGAAUUGAAAUGCAAAAGAGAGUCACUUGCAGGCAGAUGCGGAAGGCCGCCUGCAACAGAUCGCGUCUCUCGAAUGUCAUUGAUAACGAGAACUUCGAGGAGUCGCUUCAGUCGCUGACUUUCAGUCCGCAGGAGAAAAAAGUGAGUGAAGGGUCCGAUUCUUUGUAGAUUUCCAUAUGUCAUAUAUAAUAGUCACAGCGCUUGAUCCGUCGACGGAACAAAAAGUCGCUGGAAAUGCUGGAAGGAGACUUCGAAGCCAUUGAAAUGUCGGAUCGGGGACCGCCGAGGAGUGCGGGACUGAUGGAGGAAGGAUGGACAUUCCACGAUACGACCGACCUGGUGUAUAUCGGACAGCGGAAACGGGUGGAACUCGUUCGUUGGUGCAGUGUGCUCUCGUCGCGUGGAAGGGCAGAACGGAUAGAUAUAAUUGCGAGGUGAGCGGAGAGAAAUGUUCGGAUGACGAAGGAAUCCUUUGUUGCAGGAUAAUCUUCCCGAUAGCAUUCAUUCUUUUCAACUUUGCAUAUUGGAGUAUCUACCUCGAAGAAGAGGAUCCGGACGAGUCGUGA